Messenger RNA from Betta splendens (Siamese fighting fish), 3234 nucleotides. It is a transcript of the gene prkcq, whose product is annotated as protein kinase C, theta. Bases 593 to 2749 code for a protein of 718 amino acids. The transcript is spliced from 18 exons. Gene Ontology annotation, biological process: protein phosphorylation. NCBI's taxonomy places the organism in Eukaryota, Metazoa, Chordata, Actinopteri, Anabantiformes, Osphronemidae. Gene Ontology annotation, molecular function: diacylglycerol-dependent serine/threonine kinase activity; ATP binding. The record is from RefSeq and is a predicted model, not a curated record.
CCUAAUAAAGUGGCCUCUGAGUGUGGGCUCCUGGAUCCCGGCUCGGUCCAUUGGGCCGUGGCUGGUGUGGUUCUGUACUGUGGACUCAGGCGGUGCGUUCCUGGUCCGCGUCUAGCGUUUCAGAUCUAUAAAUAGUCGCCUCGACUCCACCACGGAGAGUGACACACACACACACACACACACUGAGCUCUGGCCUCAAAUAUCCCAUCGACCGUCACAGAGCCGCCGACUGCGCCAUCGCAGCGCUGCAGUGUGGUGGCUCGGACUCAGGCAAAGUCCUGCGAGGCUCUGCCAACUGCGCCUGCUGGUGUUUACGGAGCCUCCUCGUCUGGGAAGCUUUAUUUGAGCCUCCUUCCUGCUCUCCGUUUGUUUUUUUGGGUCCAUAUGGGGGAGCGUCGUGCUGUUGGUUCAGUGUAGCACCCUGCUGUGGCAGCCAGCUGGAGCAAGUCGAAGCGUCAAAGGCGGAAGACGGCAAGCCUCCUCCUCGUCCUCGCCCGCCAGCCCGUCGUUCCCACGAAGGAGACGGGCUCCACGCCGCGUCGGAGGGUUCAGGGCCGUCGUUUGGACACGGACGUAGCGGCAACCCGCAGACAUGUCGCCUUUCCUGCGGAUCGGCUUCUCUAAGUUCGAGAUGGACCCCAGCCUGGCCUAUCACGAGGAGGUGCUGAACGCGUACUGCGCCGUGUACAUGAAGGAGGCCGUGGACACAGAAAAGGGCCAGGUGUACAAGCAGAAGAAGCCCACCAUGUACCCGCCGUGGAGCACCACCUUCGACGCCCACAUCCACCGCGGCCGCAUCAUGCACGUGAUGGUGAAGGACCGCACGGCCGAGCUGAAGUCCGAGGCCACGGUGGCGCUGGACUCGCUGGCCACGCGCUGCAAGAAGGAGAACGGCAAGCUGGAGAUCUGGCUGGAGCUGAAGCCUCAAGGUCGAGUCCUGAUGGAGGCCAGAUAUUACCUCGAGAAAAGCGACACGCCGGGUCAGACCGAGGGAGACCCUGAGUCCGAGCGGGAGCACGAGAGCCUGUUCGCCCUCCACCACCGCCGCGGCGCCAUCAAACAGGCCAAGGUCCACGUCGUCAAGUGCCACGAGUUCAGCGCCACGUUCUUCCCCCAGCCCACGUUCUGCUCCGUCUGCAAGGAGUUCGUCUGGGGGCUCAACAAGCAGGGCUACCAGUGCAGACAGUGCAACGCAGCCAUCCACAAAAAAUGCAUAGACAAAGUCAUCGCCAAAUGCACGGGUUCAGCCAUAAACAGCAAGGAGACCAUGAUCCACAAGGAACGCUUCAAGAUCGACAUGCCCCACAGGUUCAGAGUCUACAACUACAAGAGCCCCACGUUCUGCGAGCACUGUGGGACCCUCCUGUGGGGCCUCGCCAGGCAGGGGCUCAAAUGUGAGGAAUGCAGCAUGAACGUCCACCAUAAGUGCCAGAAGAAAGUAGCUAACCUCUGCGGGGUCAACCAGAAGCUGAUGGCUGAGGCGCUGGCCAUGAUCGAGAGCAAGCAGCAGGCCAAAAGCACCAAAGACUCGGAGAUCAUCGGUCGAGAGGGUCCGGUGGGCGUGGGCCAGCCGGGGAUGCUCCGGGCGCCGUCCGGGUUGACGGCUUUAUCGGCCAUGGCUGCACCUGCAAGCAGAGAGAUGCAGGGCGUCUCCUGGGAGGCGCCCGCCGGCAACGGCGGGGCCGUCACCGAGGCGGCGGAGCACGAGGAGCCUCUGUACGCCGUCCCCAAGAAGGACCAGCCCAAAUUCACCCUCGACGACUUUAUCCUGCACAAGAUGCUGGGGAAAGGCAGCUUUGGAAAGGUGUUUUUGGCGGAGCUGAGGAAAAGUGGGACGUUCUACGCUGUGAAGGCGCUAAAAAAGGACGUGGUCCUGAUGGACGAUGACGUGGAGUGCACCAUGGUGGAGAGGAGGGUGCUGUCUCUGGCCUGGGAGAAUCCCUUCCUCACACAGCUGUACUGCACCUUCCAGACCAAGGAAAACCUGUUUUUCGUAAUGGAGUAUCUGAACGGAGGCGAUCUCAUGUUUCACAUCCAGAACUGCCACAAGUUUGACGUGCGCAGGGCCACCUUCUACGCGGCCGAGAUCGUCUGUGGGCUCCAGUUCUUACACUCCAAAGGAAUCAUUUACAGGGAUCUGAAGCUGGACAACGUGCUGCUGGACUCCGAGGGCCACAUAAAGAUAGCAGACUUUGGCAUGUGCAAGGAGAACAUGCAGGAUGAAUCACGGACCUCCACCUUCUGUGGGACACCGGACUACAUCGCCCCCGAGAUCCUGCUGGGCCAGAAGUACAACAGCUCGGUGGACUGGUGGUCGUUUGGGGUGCUGCUCUACGAGAUGCUCAUCGGUCAGUCGCCGUUCCACGGGCGCGACGAGGAGGAGCUGUUCCAGUCCAUACGCACUGACAACCCCCUCUACCCCCGCUGGCUCAGUAAGGACGCCAGGGACAUCCUGGUCAAGCUGUUUGUCAGAGAGCCUGAAGAGCGACUGGGGGUCAAAGGGAACAUCAGGCUGCACAAAUUCUUCAGCAGCACCGACUGGAGCGCCCUGGAACAGCGGCAGGUGGAGGCGCCCUUCAAGCCAACUAUAACGUCGCCCAGCGACUGCAGUAAUUUCGACAAGGAGUUCAUCAACGAGAAGCCGAGGCUGUCGUGUGCCGACCGGACGCUCAUCAACAGCGUGGACCAGACCAUGUUCAGGAACUUCUCCUUCGUUAACCCGGGGAUCAACCGGGUGGCAGCUCGCUGAGCCGCCGAAUGCUACCGUACCUACAGACGAGCACUGCACAGUGACGGACACUCUGACUGACUGUCACGGCUGGAAACACGGGGUGGAACCACUAAAGCGGCGCCAACGACAGCAGUGAUGGGACUUGUGUUGCACGUCUUCUCUGUCUACAUGCGUAAAUUGCAAAACAAACUAACCAACUGGGUCCGUUCGGGCCUCUGGGUGUGAUAUAAACUAGUAAUAUAUAGUCAUUUGUCCACUCUUACUGUAGGAAUGUCCUUGUAAUUAGCCUCUGGUGCUUGUUGUGUAAAUAACUAUAAUAUUGUCGAGUGAUCACGGUACUGAGUUGUUGUUAGACUACAUCUGUCACUGUAUCAGAGAACUUUGUUUUCUCAUUGUACCUCAGGAGAUUUAUUGGUACUGUCAUUCGGUUCAGGUUCUUAGAUUAACUGAGAUUUUGUUUCUUUUAUUGUGAAUCCCGAACAAUAAAAUGUGUUUUUUUAAGA